Messenger RNA from Annulohypoxylon maeteangense, 2054 nucleotides. Its product is annotated as cytochrome P450. The transcript is spliced from 6 exons. The coding region runs from base 186 to 1835 and encodes 549 amino acids. Gene Ontology annotation, molecular function: monooxygenase activity; heme binding; oxidoreductase activity, acting on paired donors, with incorporation or reduction of molecular oxygen. The record is from RefSeq and is a predicted model, not a curated record. Lineage: Eukaryota; Fungi; Ascomycota; Sordariomycetes; Xylariales; Hypoxylaceae.
CGCAAAGCUAAGUCAUACCCGGUGGCUGGUGGAUCGGAAGAGUGCCUACACGAGCGAAAUAUGGUAAGUAGUGAUAUACAUAUAUCCUGGGGAGGAUCCCUUAAGUGUUUUAACAAUUACCGGAGGAUUUCACCUAAAAUCGGCUUGUCACUUACCUACCUAGUAGCCACCUAGGAAACGCUGCUAUGGACUUCCAAAUUUGCUUUGGUCUCUCCCUAGUCGAGACACUUAUCACCUCCGCCUUGAGUCCAACUCAUGAGGCAUUCUCAGACCUGCCGACAAGCAAAACACUUCUUUUUCUAGGAUUCUUCAGUGCACAGUGGGCGUUGAUUAAAUUUUAUCGUGUUUUUAUAUAUCCAUAUUUCGUUUCUCCGUUAAGGGGCAUACCUGGCCCAAAGGAUAACCAUUUCUUUAUCGGUCAACUUUUACAUCUUUAUAGAGCCGCGACUCCUAUUGAUCAGUAUAUGAGCUGGUCUGCGACAUGGCCCGAAUCACCGUUCAUCCGUUAUCCCAUCCUUGCCAACAAAGAAAUCCUCCUAAUAAACACCAUCGAGGCUCAUAAGCAGGUAUUACAGACUAAGUGCUAUGACUUCGUUAAGCCAAAGUUCCUGGAAAGGCUGCUUGGCGAGAUCGUCGGCACAGGUCUCCUAUUUGCUGAGAACCAUGAACAUAAGAAACAACGAAGAAUGAUUCUAAAUGUCUUCUCCGUGCCUAAUAUGAAGAAGCUCAUCCCAGUCUUCCAACAAAAGGCAGAGGAGAUGACAGUGUUUAUUGAGCGCAAGAUAAAGGAGAACGGCACGAAAAAUCUUGAAGUUCAAAAAAUAUUCACCAAAGCUACUUUGGAUGCUAUUGGAGUUGCAGCCCUAGGUAUCGAAUUAGAGAACCUUCGAUCGGAGGAAUUGAAAUUGGAUUUCCUACAAUGUUACAUCCGCAUGCUCUCGCAACCACCAGUGAGCGCACUAAUCAGCUUCAUUCACGUCCACAUACCGAUUCGCCGAUUCAUACCCUUAGAGGCCAAUUGGGGUUUCAUGCGAGCGAUGCGAGGAGUUCACAGCAUGCUUAACCAAUGUAUCGAGGAACGUAUUCGAGACCUCAAGUCUACGGACCGAGAGAAGGUCGGCGGGACCGAGUCUCGGGACUUGCUGACUUACAUGAUUGAGGAACGGGAACUACAGAAAGAGGAACUCACCAUUGCAGAUAUCCGCGGUCAUUUGCAAAAUUUCCUUUCUGCCGGCCACGAAACAACAUCCGGCGCUCUGACAUGGGCUUCUUACGUCUUAGCUACCCGACCAGAUAUCCAAGAUAGAUUAAGGGAUGAAGUAGUUCAGAACCUAGGCACGUUCGGAAUCCCUACUUACAACGAAAUCGAGAAACUCUCCUACCUUAAAGACUUCCUCCAAGAAGUGCUACGAGUGUACACUCCAGCACCGGCUACCUGGAGAGAAGCAGCCAAGGAUGUCACGAUAUGCGGACAAUUCCUACCUAAGGGGACACAACUCGUGCUUAGCCCACCCGUAACGAACCUGUCUCCUCGAAUAUGGGGUCCCGACGCUCGCGAGUUCAUACCAGAACGGUGGGAAUCAUUAACGGACGAUGCCACGACACCAUACGCAACACAGACGUUCGGGAACGGGCCGCGCAUAUGUAUCGGCAAGAGCUACUCGCUACUUGCGUUUAAGGUGAUGAUGAUCGAGCUACUACGAAGCUUCCGCUUCUCGCGCAGCCCGCAACUCGAGGCACUAGGUGACGGGCCGGUACCCGUCCAGAACCCGGCUGUGACGUGGCGGCCUAAAGGGGGAAUGACGGUUCACUUGGAAAAGAUUACGUGGUCGUAAUGGGGAUACGGGAUUACUGGGUUUGUGUACGGGGUUAUGUGUACCAUGGUUUAAUGUUACGAAUAUGAUGACUGAUGAUAACUGAAUUCGGCUGGCUUUGACGUGACAUGGGAUGUUUGUAUGUAUCGAUUGGCUCGGGGAUAGCCGUUUCCAUUGUGACCUAAGGCGGGCAGCAAGUAUCCAGGUUAUACAUGAGGCUGGAAGAGAUACCAAGGUCCU